This is a messenger RNA of Colletotrichum acutatum, 2115 nucleotides long. RefSeq names its product high-affinity glucose transporter. Gene Ontology annotation, molecular function: carbohydrate:proton symporter activity. The coding region runs from base 92 to 1621 and encodes 509 amino acids. Lineage: Eukaryota; Fungi; Ascomycota; Sordariomycetes; Glomerellales; Glomerellaceae. Gene Ontology annotation, biological process: carbohydrate transport; transmembrane transport. Gene Ontology annotation, cellular component: membrane. The transcript has 3 exons. The record is from RefSeq and is a predicted model, not a curated record.
UGCUGCCUUUAGUUCUCGCCUGGCCUGAAACCUUGAGGAUCAUACUGACUAAAGCUCAGGCGGUGGUCUCUUCGGCUUCGAUAUCAGUUCCAUGAGUGGUGUUCUAGGAACUGGAGCCUACAAGAGAUACUUUGGAAAUCCUACAUCAUACCGCCAGGGUGGCAUUACGGCUUCCAUGCCUGCCGGCUCCCUCGUCGGAUCUCUCGUCUCCUCCUUCAUUGCCGACAAGUACUCUCGCAAGGUCGCUCUCCAAUUCUCCUGUAUUCUGUGGACUAUCGGUGCCAUCCUUCAAUGCGCUUCCGUCAACGUCGGCAUGCUUUGUGUCGGCCGUGUCAUUGCGGGCAUGUGUGUCGGUAUCGCAUCCUCUAUUGUGCCCGUCUACCAGUCCGAAAUCGCCCCCAAGGAGAUCCGUGGUCGCGUUGUUUCGCUCCAGCAGUGGGCAAUUACAUGGGGUAUCUUGAUUCAAUACUUCAUCCAGUACGGCGCCGCAGAGGGCAUUGGAAAAGGCUCCACUGAUCCCGACCAGCCAACCGCCGCUUUCCGCAUUCCUUGGGGCGUCCAGAUUGUCCCUGCAGCUGUCCUCUUUGUUGGGUUAUUCUUCUUUCCUUAUAGUCCUCGUUGGCUUGCUAGCAAGGACCGUUGGGAUGAAGCCAUAAAGGUCCUCGCUCAUCUUCACGGCAGCGGCGACGUCAACCACCCCAAAGUCCUGGCCCAGUACCAAGAAAUCGAGGAGGCCCUUCGAUUCGAGCGAGAAGAGAACAUUUCUAGCUUCAAAGGUCUCAUCGCUCCCCGCAUGUAUAAGCGUGUGUUGCUCGGCAUGAGUAUCCAAAUGUGGUCCCAGUUGUGCGGAAUGAACAUCAUGAUGUACUACAUUGUCUACAUCAUGCAGGGUGCCGGCAUAGGCAACCCGCUACUUACUGCGUCUAUUCAGUAUAUCAUCAACGUCGUCAUGACUCUUCCCGCCAUCGUCUUUAUCGACAAGCUCGGUCGUCGUCCCUUGCUCGUCGGCGGCUCUUUCAUGAUGAUGACCUGGCUGUUCAUUUCUGGUGCACUUCAACAGUACUAUGGACAGCCCAACACCGCUGAGACACGCAACCCCGACAAUGAGUCUGUUACUUGGCUCGUUCUCAACCAGAGGCCGGUCUCCUCUGCUAUCGUCUCCUGCUCGUAUCUUUUUGUCGCAACCUUUGCCACUACAUGGGGUCCUGUGUCAUGGACUUAUCCUGCCGAGAUCUUCCCGAGUAAGAUUCGCGCCAAGGCCGUCUCUCUGUCCACCUCGACCAACUGGUUCUGGAACAUGAUUCUUGCUUUUGCCGUUCCCCCUCUGUUAUGGAACAUUAACUACAAGAUGUAUUAUAUUUUUGCGACAUUCAAUGCCCUGGCAUUCCUUCACACCGCAUUCUUCGCGCCCGAGACCAAGGGCUUCACACUCGAGGAGAUGGACGAUGUUUUCAACUCUGGUCUUCCAGCCUGGAAGACUCAUCAGAAGAAGUCUCGUCUUGACGACAUCGAGCGAGAGAUUGCCGCCGGAAAUCUUAAGGUCACUCGCCACGGCGCGGUUGCUGAUGAGGAUAACCAUGAGGUCGUCGCCGAAACUGAGAAGAAGGGAACCGCUGUCUGAGCACUGCGGUAGACUUCCGAUACUCGAAACUAAACAAUAAUACCCAGCAGGAGUUGUUGUGAGAGAAGAUAGUCGUGGGGAAAAGCGAAUUUGAAGCGAAUGAAGCGGGGCGAAUGCGCAGGUUAGCAUAUUAAUUGAUGAAGAUGAUACCAGAACUAUUCGUCUUGCCUAAGACAUCGAUGGUGGUGCGAUAGUCGUGAAACAUGGCGUGAAUGACUUGACGACACAAGAGGUAGAAGGCGCUCUUCCGUCGCUAUAUCCAAAACUGCUUUCCACGGUCCUGAGAUGCGCUGUGAAGUUCUACGAAAGGUUGUCUUGGCAAGCGACCCUUCGGAAGAUAUUCCUAGAUCGGCUAAGAUACCCGAAAAGUUACGCAAAUUCUUUUUUUCUUUCUUUUUUCGCUGACUCAAUCUGUUGCCAGGACUAGGUGGGUAAAGGAUAUAUAACUCAGUGUCCUCUUCCGUUCGUGACACGGAGAGUCUCAAGGACACUGA